This is a messenger RNA of Lactuca virosa, 654 nucleotides long. Lineage: Eukaryota; Viridiplantae; Streptophyta; Magnoliopsida; Asterales; Asteraceae. The record is from the annotation of a GenBank genome assembly.
AUGGGAAUUGAAGUCGGGGAGACCUUCGGUGUCGGACGUCCCGAUAUGAGAAGUGGUAGAGAAGAUGCCGGUCCAGCUACCACCCCAACCAGUACCUCCAACUUCGUACGCCGGUGGUUCUCACGGGCGGCUCAGCCGGAGAUAAUAAGAGCGGCGCAGAACGAUUACAAGGGCAACUAUAUCGCCAUCUGCAUCAGGUCACCAACCUUUCAAGGAGUAGAUGUUUUAGGCCUCAAAAAGUGUGGUCAAGGUCUUCCUUCAUGGAUCCGUGUUGAUGCUGCAACUGGUGAUUCCCAAGUCAUUGAAGUUGACAAAUUUACUAUAAUGAGACGUUGUGAUCUUCCUGCUCGUGAUCUUCGCUUACUUGAUCCAUUAUUUGUCUACCCUUCAACAAUUCUUGGAAAAGAGAAGGCUAUAGUUGUAAAUUUGAAACAUAUUUGUUGCAUUAUAACAGCUGAUGAAGUUGUGCUUUUGAAUUCUCUUGAUAGCUAUGUGUUACAAUAUAUGGUGGAAUUACAAAGACGAUUGAAAGUUGCAGGGGGUGGUGAGGUGUGGCAAUCUGAAGGGGCAGAGUUGACAAGACGAAUGGGAAAUUCAAAUAGGUCCUUAGGGGACAUGUUUGGUAACACUUCACCUGAGUACUUUCCCUUAUAA